This is a messenger RNA of Onychostoma macrolepis, 1053 nucleotides long. Its product is annotated as SLAM family member 9-like. The record is from RefSeq and is a predicted model, not a curated record. NCBI's taxonomy places the organism in Eukaryota, Metazoa, Chordata, Actinopteri, Cypriniformes, Cyprinidae. Bases 31 to 843 code for a protein of 270 amino acids. The transcript has 4 exons.
GUACAUUCAUCAUUAGCCUUUUUAAAAGAAAUGUUUCACAUGUUUGUUCUGUUCUGUUUGUGUUGGUGGCGUCUCAUUGGUGUGUUUGGUGAGUCAGUGUCAGUGAUGGAGGGAGAUUCUGUCACUCUACACACUAAUGUUACUGAAAUACAGGAAGACUAUGACAUACUGUGGAAAUUUGGAGCCACAAAGUCUCUCUUAGCUAAAAUAAAAAACAAGAAGCAUAUCUUUACAUUUAAUGGUUCUGAUGGGAGAUUCAGAGACAGACUGAAGCUGGACAAUCAAUCUGGAUCUCUGACCAUCACAAACAUCACAACUGAACACGCUGGACUCUAUGAAGUAAAGAUAAGUGCAGCGAAAAUGUCUUCAAAAACAUUCAGUGUUUCUGUUUAUGCUCGUCUGUCUGUUCCUGUCAUCAGCAGUAACUCUUCACAAUGUUCUUCUUCAUCAUCUUCAUCACAGCAGAAUUGUUCAUUGUUGUGUUCCGUGGUGAAUGUGGGCCAUGUGACUCUCUCCUGGUACAAAGGAAACAGUUUAUUGUCCAGCAUCAGUGUGUCUGAUCUCAGCAUCAGUCUCUCUCUACCUCUGGAGGUGGAAUAUCAGGAUAACAACACCUACAGCUGUGUGCUCAACAAUCCCAUCAGCAACCAGACCACACAUCUGGACAUCAGUCAGCUCUGUCACACAUGUUCAGAAUUGUCCAUUACAGAUCAGGGCCUAUCUUCAUUGUACAUAGUGUUGAUUUCUGCUGCUGCUGGAUCUCUGUUGAUUGUAGCUGCAGUCUGCAUCUGCAAAAAAUGUAGAAAACAGGUCAGUACAGAAAGCAAUAAUAGCCUAUGUUGAAAUAUUUAGCUUUUUAAGGCACAAAUUUUGGUAUAAUAUUGAAAGCUUUGUUGUUUUAACACAUCUGUGACUAUUGUUAAUGCAGUUGAGACAAGAACUGAUUCAUCAUUGUGUAAACCAACAGCACAAAAAAUGGUAAGAUCAUUCAUGACUGUGUUGCAAGAUGUGUUGCAGUCAGUCAGGCUGAAGCUGGUUCAUUAUUUUUAUUUA